This is a messenger RNA of Pseudogymnoascus verrucosus, 2148 nucleotides long. RefSeq lists its product as uncharacterized. Gene Ontology annotation, biological process: transmembrane transport; carbohydrate transport. Lineage: Eukaryota; Fungi; Ascomycota; Leotiomycetes; Thelebolales; Thelebolaceae. Gene Ontology annotation, cellular component: membrane. The transcript is spliced from 7 exons. The record is from RefSeq and is a predicted model, not a curated record. Bases 392 to 1915 code for a protein of 507 amino acids. Gene Ontology annotation, molecular function: carbohydrate:proton symporter activity.
CAAUUCUUCAGCGUCAAUGGCAGCCCGCCAUCGGUGCAACCUCCUUGAAUAGCAAAGAUUGCUGCGCUGGUCCAGACAUGUGUUCACCACCCAAUAUCGAUGGUUCUAUCUUGAUUCGUCUGUCGUUACGUACAUUCCCCAGUGUCUCGGGAAUAAUGUCUCGCACGUGUAUCGAUCCAGGGUUGAUCCCGUAAGAUACGACGAAGCGCUACCCUUGUGCAGUUUCAUCUCCUUCUGUUGGAUUUCGGGUGCCCCUCGGGAUCUAGUCAGCAUCGGAUCCGUCGUCUUUCCUGCACGCUUCGGUUUUCGGGGUAUAUCUUCGUGGUCCUACUUUUCUGUCACCUAUCACUCGGUGUGGGCAUCGACCAAAAAAACAACAACAGACUUGAAGAUGGUACUCAAAGGCAAUGCGCUGUACGUGAGAGCCCUCAUCGGAGGCAGCUUGGGCUUUGUGACGUUUGGUUGGGAUGCCGGAGUUUUAGGUGGUGUGUUGUUGACGAACGAGUUCCAGAGUGCUAUGGGCUUUCCAGACACGAAUACCAUUUCCAUGAUAACGUCCAUCUUUUUGCUGGCAUCAUGGCUUGGUUGUAUGAUAAUCUCCAUCUUCGGGAUGAAGUUGGGGAGAAGACAGUGGAUCAUCUACGGAUGUUUGGUCCAGGUCGUGGGCACAAUCAUUUCAGCUACCUCCUACAGCUCUGGUCAGAUGAUUGCAGGUAGAACUCUAAUUGGUGUUGGCAAUGGUUUCCUAACGUCGAUGAUUCCCAUCUACGUCGCCGAGAUGGCCGUCGCUGUCAACAAGCGCGGACAGGGUGUCAACAUGAUGAUUGCAGCUGCCAGUCUCGGCACAGCUCUCGCGUACUGGGUUGAUUUCGGCAUGGUCUUCGCAUCGUCUCAAGCUGUCUGGAGAUUCCCAGUCGCAUUCCAAGUAGUGUGGGCUUUUGCCACUGUUGCAGUCAUUUACCCAAUGCCUGACACUCCACGUUGGUUGUAUGCCAAGGAUCGCACCACUGAUGCCGACGUCGUUCUUGAGCGCCUAUAUGACAAGGCCAUUACCGAAGGCGUCGUCCAAGAAGCGAAACAGGACAUCCACGCCUCCCUCGAGCUGGAAAGGACCGAGUCCGAUUCUCUACGCAUCAAGGACUUCUUCUGGGACACUUCAGCUAUGCAAACUGCUCGCCGUAUCCGAACCGGCAUGAUCUUGAUCGGUGUCGCAUACCUGAUGGGUAUUGAUAUGAUCUUCUACUACACCUCGACCAUCUUCCAGGUGUACAUUGGACUCAGCCCAUUGACGGCCUCUGGACUUGCCGCUGCCGCAACCACCGUCUUAGCUACCACGAACUACAUCGGUUCAUACUACAUGGAGAAGCUAGGACGCAGGACCUGGCUCAUCGGCGGUGCCAUCGGCCAGUCAAUCUUCAUGCUCGUCUUCACAGUUCUACUCUCCCAGCCCUCCAGCAGCCAGGUCGGAGCUGCUGCAGCUGCCAUGCUGUUUGGCUGGAUUGCUGUGUUCGGUCCUACAUGGGGUCCCGUCACCUACGUGUAUUCUACCGAGAUUAUGCCGCUCAGAUACCGCCACAUCGGCUUCUCUCUGAGUGUAUCCUGCCAGUGGAUCGCCGCCUUCUUGACCGUGUACGCCGGUCCGAUUGCCAUCGCCGACACAAGUGUUGGGUGGAGGACCUGGAUCUGGUUUUUGGUUUUCAACGUCAUUGCCAUUCCAUAUGUUUAUUUCUGCUGCCCUGAGACCCGCGGUCACUCCCUCGAGCAGAUCGAUCUUCUUUUCAUUUCGGAUAGCCUCAAAGAUACCGACUUGGCUCAGACUCUUGCGCACAACCGCCCAGUCACGGGUGACCUCGAGACUACCACGAAGGCGGAAGACGCCAACAGUGUUCCAGGCACUGAGAAGGGUUCAAUCUAGAGUCGUUAUUAGGGUUGUUUGAAAAUUAGGGCGCUCAAAAGUGCCGCAUAACUUUAAUAAAUACCAAGCGUGCUAUCGUCCGAUAAUGCUAGGCGGCGACGUGAUCUAGACAGGGAGCUAGGUUGUCUGUAGGAUUGGAACUUGCAGUUGAAUCUGGUCAACGUAAUGUAACUUUUCUCCAACUUAUAGUUGAAGUUAGCUUUUAAUAAUAAACUUGUCUCUUUACUUUCAUG